Anarrhichthys ocellatus (wolf-eel) is the source of this 728-nucleotide messenger RNA. RefSeq names its product ATPase H+ transporting V1 subunit F (gene atp6v1f). Gene Ontology annotation, cellular component: membrane; proton-transporting V-type ATPase, V1 domain. The transcript has 2 exons. Gene Ontology annotation, molecular function: proton-transporting ATPase activity, rotational mechanism. The record is from RefSeq and is a predicted model, not a curated record. The coding region runs from base 97 to 456 and encodes 119 amino acids. NCBI's taxonomy places the organism in Eukaryota, Metazoa, Chordata, Actinopteri, Perciformes, Anarhichadidae. Gene Ontology annotation, biological process: proton transmembrane transport.
ACCUGCUCACGUGACUCUUCAGCCUCUUGGAACGAACAGAAGGUCCGGUUCUCCUCGUUUCUCUCCGUUAAUCGAUCCUCUGAAAGCUCUCCGGUGAUGGCUGGACGCGGAAAACUGAUCGCCGUGAUCGGUGACGAGGACACGUGCACCGGAUUUCUGCUCGGUGGGAUCGGUGAGCUCAACAAGAACCGGAAACCCAAUUUCCUGGUGGUGGAGAAGGACACGAGCAUCACGGAGAUCGAGGAGACCUUCAAGAGCUUCUUGGCUCGUAACGACAUCGGCAUCAUCCUCAUCAACCAGUUCAUCGCCGAGAUGAUCCGUCACGCCAUCGACGGCCACAUGCAGUCCAUCCCGGCGGUGCUGGAGAUCCCGUCCAAGGAGCAUCCGUACGACGCCUCCAAGGACUCCAUCCUGCGCCGCGCCAAGGGAAUGUUCUCCGCCGAGGACUUCCGAUAGACGCCGAUCUCUCCCGAUCGAUCCUGAACCUCUCGUAUCGAUAUAUAUAUAUAUAUAUCUAUCCAUCUAUCUAGAUAUCUAUAUAUAGAUAUCUAUAUCUAUGUGAACUCCUCGACGGGUCUUCAUGAUGAAUAUAAUUUAAACAUAAUUCAAGUUUUUCUUUUCUCUCUGUGCUGAACAUAUGUGAAUGUUUAACGUGUUUUGUUUCCAGACGUUGUAACUUAUUAAAGAUUAGAAUUGAUGUUAAAAAUAAAGGAUGUUGUUGUUUGUGA